AUGAACAAAUUUUAUCUACAGCGCUCCUUCAGGGGCCAUAAAGCUCCGAUCAACUGUAUGUGCUUCAGUGAAGAGGGCUACCUAGCUAGUGGAGGGGAUGACGGACAUAUCAUGCUGUGGUCAAUGGCUGAAUCGUCUGAAAUCCUACGCAUUCGGCCAAAACAAGGCCCUAUAACGGCCUUGAAGUGGGUAGUUGGUUCACUAACAUCUGCUGAAAAUUUCCUUCUGUCAGGUGGCGCUGAUGGGACAAUGCAACUGCGAAAAUUGAGUGGUGACAAGGUAAACGUACUUUUGAGCACACAGACAGUAUUCCCAGGUGCGGUGAUGAGCAUUGAGGUAGAGGACGCUCAGGGUAUAAUUGCUGCGACGGGACCAGGCAGAGUCGUCCUCUUCAGACUUUCUGUAGGAAAACUUGAGCCCUUGCAGUGUUUACUGGCGGAUCCGCCGUUCUCCCAGGACCCGAGACCAGCGCUUGUUGUUUCAACACACUUCUUCCAGAAAGGCAAGAGCAUUCUCGUUUCCUAUCUCGAUUCUCGUGAGAUCGUGGCAUGGAGCAUUUCACCUUGGAAAGAGUUGUGGAGGCAAAAAUUUGGUAACCGCAUCGGUAGUUCAGCAUAUUCAGAUUCCCUAGGCUCUCUUCUUGUGUGGAAUCUUGUGGAUGGAAUCAAUGUCUACAGAUUAACAGACAACCCAACCUGCCAUCUGUUACUUGUACAGACACUCCGUAUAAAGAUCAGGCGUAAUCGGAUUUGUGAUGUGCAAUUUGAUUCCACUGGGGAAUUUGCCAUCAGUGGCAGCGAUAACGGGGAACUGCACUUGUGGAACAUUGACAGCGGCCAGCUGGAUCAAGCACUCUGUCAUGGC
Messenger RNA from Suillus plorans, 864 nucleotides. Its product is annotated as WD40-repeat-containing domain protein. The annotation marks the transcript as partial. Gene Ontology annotation, molecular function: protein binding. NCBI's taxonomy places the organism in Eukaryota, Fungi, Basidiomycota, Agaricomycetes, Boletales, Suillaceae. The record is from RefSeq and is a predicted model, not a curated record. The transcript is spliced from 6 exons.